Molecule: messenger RNA, 630 nt
Organism: Papaver somniferum (opium poppy)
Lineage: Eukaryota; Viridiplantae; Streptophyta; Magnoliopsida; Ranunculales; Papaveraceae
Product: probable F-box protein At5g47300
Exons: 1
Coding region: 1-630 (209 amino acids)
Molecular function (GO): protein binding
Source: RefSeq, a predicted model, not a curated record
AUGGGAAAAUCGGGCAGAGACAUGAAUGGUGGACCCCGCUCUUUUCUCUCUCUUUCUUUCUUUCUUUAUUUAACAACUUCGUUUCCGUCGUCUCGAGUUUAUGAAAAUAAGGCUAAAGUGAAGAGUAAGAAGGAGGAGAUCGAAGCAAUGUCGGGACUUCCAGAGGAGAUAUAUCUUGAAAUCCUGUUAAGGGUAGCAGCCAGAUCCACAUAUGACUGUAAGUGUGGAUGCAAGACUUGGCUUCGUCUCAUUUCUAAUCUUAGUUUUAUCAAAAGGCAUCUUAAUUAUACUCUUCUGAAAAACAAACCUAAUCUUAUGCUUAGAAGGCAAGAAGGUAGUGUUAAUUUUAUAUACACCAUUAGCAAGAAUAGUGAAUUGUUUGAUGAAACUGAUGCUAUUGAAUCAAAAUACCCUUUUCAAUUUGAAUCUAAUUAUCAUGUUGUUGAAUUAUUGGGUUCGUGUAAUGGAUUAGUUCCCCUAAGGAAUGAGGAUGAUUAUUGCGAUGAGGAUGAUUAUUGCGUCAAGGAAAUCCUUCGUAUUUGGAACCCAAUAACAAGAGAAUCAAGAAAUUACCUAAGUCACCAAAUGCUAUUUUGCAAGAAGAAAUUGGCAUUUUGUAUUUGGUUAUGA